UAAAUCUAGUAAAAAUUAACCAUGUCAGGAAGAGGCAAAACCGGCGGAAAAGCCCGCGCUAAGGCAAAGACUCGCUCCUCUCGUGCUGGACUCCAGUUCCCCGUCGGUCGUGUGCACAGGCUGCUGCGCAAAGGCAACUACGCUCAGCGUGUGGGUGCCGGCGCCCCCGUCUACCUGGCCGCUGUGCUCGAGUACCUGACCGCUGAGAUCCUAGAGCUGGCUGGAAACGCCGCCCGCGACAACAAGAAGACCCGUAUCAUCCCCCGCCACCUGCAGCUGGCCGUCCGCAACGACGAGGAGCUCAACAAACUCCUGGGCGGAGUGACCAUCGCUCAGGGCGGCGUGCUGCCCAACAUCCAGGCUGUUCUUCUGCCCAAGAAGACCGAGAAGCCCGCCAAGUCCAAGUAAACCACAACAACUCCUCAAGCAAACAAACA
Messenger RNA from Solea solea (common sole), 437 nucleotides. Its product is annotated as histone H2A-like. The transcript has a single exon. Bases 22 to 408 code for a protein of 128 amino acids. NCBI's taxonomy places the organism in Eukaryota, Metazoa, Chordata, Actinopteri, Pleuronectiformes, Soleidae. The record is from RefSeq and is a predicted model, not a curated record. Gene Ontology annotation, molecular function: DNA binding; structural constituent of chromatin; protein heterodimerization activity. Gene Ontology annotation, cellular component: nucleosome.